AAAAUCGGACCCAUUUAAAGAACUGAUAAUACUCGGACACCAUCACAUUUUUAUUCGCCCACAUUUUCAAUCGUUCGUCUUGCAAAUCAUGUUUAUUUGGGUGGCAUUGAUCACCCUGCUGACACCCAGCUUACAAACUGAUGAUACUCUCAGGAAAUACACAUCUCUUAGCUUCCCUGGUGAAAGCAACAGCUCUAUCUCAUUUCUUCCAGACAUCUCCCCCUUCGCUGACGUGUUUUCGUUUUGUGGCUGGUUUAUGAAGAUGAAGGUAAGGUCUGCAGGGUGGCCCAUACUCCUCUCUUACGGUGGCGAGGAGCUACGGAUACAGGACGACGGAGGACACAACUGUAUCUUCGGAGCGGGGAUAAGUCUAAGGAACAAGUUCGCAGGGAUACGUCGACAAAGCUGGUACCACUACUGUUCCACGUGGAGUUCAGAGUCUAGAGAGUUCCGGGAGUACCUAGACGGGGACCUCAUAGCAUCACGUACCACAGCUCCAGGAAGACAGCUCCAGACUGGACUACAGUUCACUCUGGGCAACUAUGGAAAUGGCGGAGCACAAAGUCUGGCGUUCCAGGGAAUCAUGUUCAACGUAAAUCUCUACGCUAAAGAGUUCUCGGGGGCGGACGUAAAGAGGAUGUCAGGUGACAUGUGCGCUCUGAGGAGUGAGUCUGAGGACAGUGAGUACAAGUUGAGCUGGCAGAACAUUCUAGAGCAGCCCAGAAAUGGGAUGAUAACCGAGGGGUACAGUGGGUGUUUGAGAGAUGCUGCAGUAAAGAGCAGACUGGAGGAAGCGAGGAGUGGAGUUGAACAGAGCCAGAAAGAUCUGAUACAAGCUAAGAUUCAACUGAGCGACAUCGUGAGUGAACAAAUGGUGGAGACUGGGCAGAUAUUGGAAUCGGCUGGAAAAGGUGACCAGAAUACAGCAGAUUUAUUAGACUCUAAUCAAACUCUAAUAAUAUUAGAGCUUACUACUCUUCUUAACAAGAAAAACGAGGAACUGACUAGACUCACAACUGUGCUUCAGAGAACUGUAGUGGAGCUCAAGGAAGAAGGGACUAAGCCACGGAAGGACGAUACCGGGCAAAAGAAAAGCGUGAUCAGAGGAGCUAGUAAGUGGGAUAUCCUGUACUCAGAUGCCUUCUUUAACAAGACGAUUACACCUCAUCUCUCUGAGAAACUCCGUGAUAGCUGGGAUAACUUUUGCGAAAAACUUGUGGGGGUGACGAUUACGGAACAAGUUAUAGAACUGAUGAAGCAUCUGGAAAAAAGCUAAAAUUGAAAGAUUAAACAGAGAAAAGCCAACGAACAUAAAUUUGGAAAAUAUGUAUUAUGGACUGAUAGGUGGACAGAUCACUAUAUUCAUAUUUUACAAGGAAAAUGAAAAUGAAAAUAUAAAAUUAAAUAUAAUAAUAACGUCUUCCAUUUUUAUACGUAUUAUUCGAUUUCAUUAG
This is a messenger RNA of Bolinopsis microptera, 1454 nucleotides long. RefSeq lists its product as uncharacterized. The transcript has 2 exons. Bases 89 to 1276 code for a protein of 395 amino acids. The record is from RefSeq and is a predicted model, not a curated record. NCBI's taxonomy places the organism in Eukaryota, Metazoa, Ctenophora, Tentaculata, Lobata, Bolinopsidae.